UCUUAAGGACUUUGAUAUUUCGGACAUAACUGUAACAAUGAACCAUUGCUCGUAUAGAUAAUUUUAACUGUGGCAAAGCAGCAAGGGGAAACUACACAACACAAACCUGGCAAUAUUUUAGUCUUUAAGUGCAACUAGUGCAACAAUUUUGGAACAAACACAAGAAACACUGCAACAAGAAGCCACAACCGACCACCCCCCACCCCAUCCGCAACGGAACGGGGCAGAAAGUGCGUAGAAUAUCUAAUCAAGAGCCAUGGACUCGGAUAACGACAACGAUUUUUGUGACAAUGUCGACUCGGGCAAUGUCUCUUCGGGCGACGAUGGCGAUGAUGAUUUUGGCAUGGAGGUGGAUAUGCCCAGCUCCGCGGAGCGCCAGAUGGAUCCCGAUGACUACCAGUACAAGGUGCUAAGCACAGACGAGAUUGUGCAACAUCAGAGGGAGAUAAUCGAUGAUGUUAAUCUGCUGCUUAAGCUCCCUACCACAAAGACACGAAUUCUGCUGAAUCACUUCAAGUGGGACAGGGAGAAGCUAUUGGAGAAAUAUUUCGAUGACAACACCGAGGACUUCUACAAAUGCGCACAUGUCAUAAAUCCCAACAACGUCACCGAAGCAGUCCGUCAAAGAACCACACGCAGCCAGUGCGAAGAGUGCGAAAUAUGCUUCUCUCUGCUGCCGCCAGACUCCAUGACCGGAUUGGAGUGCGGACAUCGAUUCUGCAUGAUUUGCUGGCGCGAGUAUCUUACAACGAAGAUCAUGACGGAGGGUCUAGGCCAGACCAUAUCGUGCGCGGCGCACGGCUGUGAUAUCCUAGUGGACGAUGUGACCGUUACCAAAUUGGUGAUCGAUGCACGGGUGAAAGUCAAAUACCAGCAGCUGAUCACCAACAGCUUCGUGGAGUGCAACCAGCUGCUGCGAUGGUGUCCGUCCGUCGACUGCACGUACGCGGUGAAGGUGCCGUAUGCGGAGCCGCGCCGCGUCCAUUGCAAGUGUGGCCAUGUGUUCUGCUUCGCCUGCGGCGAGAACUGGCACGAUCCGGUCAAGUGCCGCUGGCUAAAGAAGUGGAUCAAGAAGUGCGACGACGACUCGGAGACGUCCAACUGGAUUGCGGCCAAUACCAAAGAGUGUCCCAAGUGCAGUGUGACCAUCGAGAAGGAUGGCGGCUGCAAUCACAUGGUGUGCAAGAAUCAGAAUUGCAAAUACGAGUUCUGCUGGGUGUGUCUCGGUUCCUGGGAGCCGCACGGCUCCUCCUGGUACAAUUGCAAUCGCUAUGACGAGGACGAGGCCAAAACGGCACGCGAUGCCCAGGAGAAGCUGCGCUCAUCGCUGGCCAGGUAUCUACAUUACUAUAAUCGCUACAUGAACCACAUGCAGUCAAUGAAAUUCGAGAACAAAUUGUAUGCGUCCGUGAAGCAGAAGAUGGAGGAAAUGCAGCAGCACAACAUGUCCUGGAUAGAGGUUCAAUUUCUGAAAAAGGCUGUCGACAUACUUUGCCAGUGUCGCCAGACUCUCAUGUACACGUACGUGUUCGCGUAUUACUUGAAAAAGAACAAUCAAUCCAUGAUAUUCGCUGAUAAUCAAAAGGAUCUGGAGUCGGCAACAGAGACGUUGUCCGAGUACUUGGAACGUGAUAUUACAUCUGAAAAUUUGGCUGAUAUUAAGCAGAAAGUGCAAGAUAAAUACAGGUAUUGUGAAAAGCGCUGCACUGUACUGCUCAAUCACGUGCACGAGGGCUAUGAUACGGAGUGGUGGGAUUAUACAGAAUGACGAGAGUCAUGGAUAGAUAAUGAUAACUAAGCUAAGCCAGCGAUGUAUCGGAAACGAGUGUAAAGCAAGCUGAAAACCUUUCCCCACAUGCCCAUGCCCAUCAUAGCCCAUGCUCAUAGCCGUAACCGUACCCGUAACCGUACCCGUACCCCAUCGGGUAAUCCCAAUCUAAAUUAAAAGUUACCCCCCUUAGCCUUACCGGCCCCCC
This is a messenger RNA of Drosophila persimilis, 1976 nucleotides long. RefSeq names its product potential E3 ubiquitin-protein ligase ariadne-1 (gene ari-1). Bases 257 to 1768 code for a protein of 503 amino acids. Gene Ontology annotation, biological process: protein polyubiquitination; ubiquitin-dependent protein catabolic process; positive regulation of proteasomal ubiquitin-dependent protein catabolic process. The record is from RefSeq and is a predicted model, not a curated record. The transcript has 9 exons. Lineage: Eukaryota; Metazoa; Arthropoda; Insecta; Diptera; Drosophilidae. Gene Ontology annotation, molecular function: ubiquitin conjugating enzyme binding; zinc ion binding; ubiquitin protein ligase activity. Gene Ontology annotation, cellular component: cytoplasm; nucleus; ubiquitin ligase complex.